AUGGCAGUCUUGUCUGACAAAGGGUUGAUAUGCAGCAACUCUCUCUGUAGGCAGCGUGAUUUCUUACCCUUCCGUUGCGAAAAGUGUGAGAACGUGUUUUGCCUGGAGCACUACCUGCCCGAUGACCACUCCUGUCCCAAAAAGAAUAUUGGGAAUCGGCGAGUUUACGUCUGUCCAGAAUGUCAAGACGUUAUCAGAUUGAUGGAUCUGGAGACAGACGAAGAUGGAGCACGACGCCAUCGGAACGAAUGCAAACCCGAACUACGGGCUCAGCGUGAACAAAUGCGGAAGGGAAGGCACUGCCCUGUGAAGGGCUGCAAGGAACGGCUCACAGCCGUAUCGUCCAUUAGAUGCCCGCAUUGUCAAAUGGAUGUAUGCAUUAGACAUCGCCUGAAGGAAGACCACAAUUGCGAGAUUUUGAAGGCUCAGCAUAAGGAACGAAGGCGAAGCUCUUUGCUUAGGCAAACGUCUAGUAACGCCAUGAAGGCAGUUAAGACACUGUUACAUCCUGCACCUCCGACAUCAGGUGGGCCAAGCACUUAUUUAAAUGUGUGGUCGAUACGUAAACGCUUGCCCCUUAGUCCAGUGACGUGA
Cyclospora cayetanensis is the source of this 594-nucleotide messenger RNA. Its product is annotated as zinc finger AN1 and C2H2 domain-containing stress-associated protein 11-like. The coding region runs from base 1 to 594 and encodes 197 amino acids. Gene Ontology annotation, cellular component: cytoplasm. Gene Ontology annotation, molecular function: zinc ion binding. The transcript has 4 exons. NCBI's taxonomy places the organism in Eukaryota, Apicomplexa, Conoidasida, Eucoccidiorida, Eimeriidae. The record is from RefSeq and is a predicted model, not a curated record.